Molecule: messenger RNA, 990 nt
Organism: Perkinsus marinus ATCC 50983
Lineage: Eukaryota; Perkinsozoa; Perkinsida; Perkinsidae
Product: mjk13.15 protein, putative
Exons: 9
Coding region: 1-990 (329 amino acids)
Biological process (GO): protein transport
Source: RefSeq, a predicted model, not a curated record
AUGUCUUCCUUCAAGAAGAGCGUCAUGGGAAUAUUUGAUCGCUGGAAAGCGUCUACGUGCAAGGCAAGCUUGCAGCUGGCGGGCAAACGUUGCACACUACAGAGGAACAAAGUGAUCAAGUGGCAGCGAAUAGCUGAGCGUGAGAUAGCGGAGAUGCUCCGGCAGGGGCGAGAGGAGAAAGCUAGGAUCAAGGCAGAGCAGCUGAUCGCGAAUCAGAAAUUGGAGAGUGCCUAUGAUAUUUUAGAGACACAGUGCGAGCUACUCUAUACGAGGAUUCAGUAUAUUGAUCAGUCGAAAGAAUGUCCUGCCGAUCUCAUCUGCCCUAUCGCCACGAUGAUCUAUGCUGGGGUGCGCUUGACGGUACCCGAGAUGGCUAACUGUGUGAGGCAAUUUGAGCUGAAGUAUGGCCGCAUUUGGUGUCAACAGCAUAUCGAUAAUUCCACUCAAGAUGUAGCGCCGAGGUUUGUAGGUCUUCUGACGAUCACAUCCCCAAGCGAAAGUAUGAUCCUAGAUACGUUGGACGAGAUAGCUGAUAAGUUCGGUGUGGAGUGGAAGCGCCCUUCGACGAUUGAGGAGAAGUUAGCUGAUGCAUUGACUAUCUCGCAUUCCUCAUCUAUACCCGCGUCCACGACGCCGCCUAGUGUCACACAACAGCAGAUCUCUCCUAGUUCGAGUGAGCCUACGGUUCUGCCGGAGUCAUCCUCGACCCCGGAUAAGGACACUACUGGCUUUGUACCGAAUCCGAAGGCAGAUGAGCUUGUCUUUGAGGAUUUGGAUAAGGAAGAACAGUCCAUCAGCAACUCACGUCCUUUCCCUGCGGGCCACACCUCAGCCAGUAAGGCUCUGCCAGCGAUCAACCCACAAGGCACUCCGCGUCGACCGAGUACUUUGGUCGGGUUCGGAUGCCGAGACAAGGUGGGAGAAGGGGAGAUCGGAGAUGCAGAAUUCGAUGAACUACUGCAGCGAUUCAACAAACUCAAAGAUAUCUAG